AUGCUGUCAGUGCGAAGAGUAACAGAGGUAUCAACUUCAUCAACAUGUAACUGUCUUCUUUCGGUUGACUCUACAAAAUAUGAAGCUCAACUGGAGGUUAUUGCCGGAUGUUACGAACAUCUGGGACCUUCUCAUGAAUCCAUUCACGCAAAAUACCGUGGUUUUGUCACUGGUUACGUGUGCGAAGGUGGUGAUGAACUUGGAUUCUCGUUGCGUGAGAGGAGCUUGGCACUAGACACGGUUGCGCCCGUGGAAUUGCCCGGCAUUUUUGAUCUCACAGCUUAUUAUGACGGAGCUCGCGUGAUGGCGAGUUGCACGGACGGCAGUGUGCGUAUCCUGGGGCUUCAAGAACGAUCUUUUAGCGACAUCGUUUUCCCCGUGCACAGCACGAUGGUGACGAGUUGUAGUCCUUUCUACUCUGCCUCUGAGCUUGGAAUGAACGAGGCCAAGUGGCUCUGCACUGCGCAUCAGGGUGCUGUUGUGGUCUAUGAUCCAGUCACAAAGACUGUUAUUAGUGCUUUAGAAAAACAUGAUUACGAUGCGUGGUGCUCCGCUACCAUUGGUCCUGAGACGGCACUCUCGGGUGGCGAUGAUGGCUUUCUAAAGUGGCGGGAUUUGCGAUGUGGUGUUAAUGCUGUGGGUCGAAUUCAGUUUGGGGCUGGAGUCGUGUCUGUUGCACCUGUUGCUGAGGGUGGAGUUGCAUCCAACUAUGUCUUGGUUGGAUCCUACGACGAAAAUUUGUACUUGGUAGAUGCACGAUUACAAAAACGACCGGUCACUUCCAUCGGGUUGGGUGGCGGGGUUUGGCGCUGCUCGCGUCAGCUGUCUAGCGAAGGCCUGCCGCCAGAGUCAGCGUCCGCGAUGCACUACUACCGCUGGGUACAACCGCGCAAUACCCUCGUUCUUCCAGUCAUGCAACGUGGAGUGGCAUUUGCAAGGUACAACGUCACUGCCCCUGAAGAAAACGUCUUCUCUCUUCUAGGACAUCUGCAUGAUGAAGCAAGCACCUCGGAGGUUGCUGGGUUGCUUCCCAACGCUCUCUUCUACGACUGUACCUUUCUUUCUCAAAGACCCCGCCCCAGCGGGGCGGUGCCAGACGCCACCGCGUCGGUAGUUACUUGUGACUUUUACAAUAAGAGGAUUGCGUUGUGGGAGGUGUCCGGGAUCUACUGCGAUGCCUAA
Trypanosoma rangeli is the source of this 1182-nucleotide messenger RNA. Its product is annotated as WD-40containing protein. Lineage: Eukaryota; Euglenozoa; Kinetoplastea; Trypanosomatida; Trypanosomatidae. Gene Ontology annotation, molecular function: protein binding. The transcript has a single exon. The coding region runs from base 1 to 1182 and encodes 393 amino acids. The record is from RefSeq and is a predicted model, not a curated record.